GGACUGACGUUCUUCCUGUCGUACGCGAUCCUCGCGGCGGUCUUGGGGAUGUUGCAGUUUGGCUAUAACACUGGAGUAAUCAACGCACCGCAAGGUAACAUUCAGAACUUCAUGAAGGACGUCUACAAGAACAGAUACGGGGUGGACGUCAACGACGACUAUGUGAAGAAACUCUAUUCGAUAGCAGUAUCUAUAUUCGCUAUCGGAGGUAUGCUAGGGGGAUUUGGUGGUGGCAUGGUGGCGAACAAAUUCGGCAGAAAAGGAGGAUUGCUGCUGAACAACGUAUUGGGAAUAAGCGGGGCGUGUUUAAUGUGGUGUACAAAAAUAGCCAAUUCGUACGAGAUGCUAUUUUUUGGCAGAUUUAUUAUAGGGGUCAAUUGUG
Anoplophora glabripennis (Asian longhorned beetle) is the source of this 382-nucleotide messenger RNA. Its product is annotated as glucose transporter type 1-like. Gene Ontology annotation, biological process: monosaccharide transmembrane transport. Lineage: Eukaryota; Metazoa; Arthropoda; Insecta; Coleoptera; Cerambycidae. Gene Ontology annotation, cellular component: membrane. The record is from RefSeq and is a predicted model, not a curated record. The transcript has 2 exons. The annotation marks the transcript as partial. Gene Ontology annotation, molecular function: hexose transmembrane transporter activity.